CACUCCCACUCAGUAUUCCAUACAUAUUCACAGUUUCACACAGUGUAUCGUGUCCAUUCUCCUCCCUUUUUGUCCCUUCUCUAUUUUCCAAGUUCCAGUCGAAACUAUGCAUUACCAGACGGAGUCGUGGGGAUCUUACAUGCCGACCAGGAGCGUCGGUGACCCACUGGAGCGAGUGGAAAGGCUGGCCUCAGAGAAUGCUGUUGUAAUCUUCAGCAUCAGCACUUGUUGCAUGUGCCACGCUAUUAAGAGGCUAUUCUGUGGGAUGGGUGUCAACCCAACUGUUUACGAGCUCGACGAAGACCCAAGAGGGAAGGAGAUGGAGAAGGCUCUAAUGAGGCUGUUGGGUAGUUCUUCUGCGGUUCCGGUUGUUUUCAUCGGAGGAAAGCUUGUCGGAGCCAUGGACAGAGUGAUGGCAUCUCAUAUUAAUGGGACCUUGGUACCACUUCUCAAGGAAGCUGGAGCGCUCUGGCUCUGAGUUAGAUGAGAGUCAAGAGGAGAGAUUCCCAGAGGCAGAGAAAGAAAAGGAAACUCUGAUAAAUUGGAAAGAAGGGGGGAGUAGGUUUGUUUUGUCUCCUCCAUUUUGGACACACUAAUGUUUUUCUUUCCCUCUUGACCUAGGCUUUCUUUUCAUUUUCUUCAUCUGGGCUUCUUUUUUUUUUCUUUAUUUCCGGUUCCUUUUUUAUUAUGGAUGUUGCAGAGAGAAAUGUAUUUGCUCCCUCCUCUGUAUAGAAAGAAAAAGAAAUGAAAAAAAAAAGGGUUAUUAUUUGUGUUUCGAUCAUCUC
Molecule: messenger RNA, 785 nt
Organism: Nelumbo nucifera (sacred lotus)
Lineage: Eukaryota; Viridiplantae; Streptophyta; Magnoliopsida; Proteales; Nelumbonaceae
Product: glutaredoxin-C1-like
Source: RefSeq, a predicted model, not a curated record